GUGUGUGCGUGUUCGCCAUUUCAACCCAGACCGGCGAUUUCUCAAACACUUCUGCACAGGAUUGAUCAUGAACAUCCUGGGUGGUUAUUAAAAUGAUGAAGAGCAUUUAAGAUCUUCCAAGAACCUUCUUGAUUCUUUCACUGUGUUGGAUUGGAAAUAUUUUUACCUCAUUUUUGCUUCAUCCAGGCCCCAGCUGUGAUUUCAACACACCAGAAUGGUCAAAAUUUUUGUCGGGAACCUUUCGCCAAACACGACGACGGAUGAACUUCGCUCCUUGUUCUCCCAGUACGGUAAAAUAUCAGAGUGCGACAUCGUGAAGAACUUCGGCUUCGUCCACAUGGAAAACAAAGCCGAGGCUGAGGAAGCCAUUCGCAACCUUCACCAUUAUAUGCUCAAUGGCCUGGCCAUGAACGUGGAGAUGAGCCGAGGGAAACCCAAAUCCUCCACCAAGCUCCACGUAGGCAACAUCAGUAGUAGUUGUACCAACCAGGAGCUGCGGGCCAAGUUUGAGGAGUUUGGCCCAGUGGUUGAGUGUGACAUAGUCAAGGAUUAUGCCUUCGUCCACAUGGAACGAGUGGAGGAUGCGAUGGAGGCCAUCCGAGGCCUAGACAACACCGCGUUUCAAGGCAAACUGAUGAGUGUGAAGCUUUCGACUAGCCGCCUGCGUACAGCACCGGGAAUGGGAGAGAGAACAGGUUGUUAUCGGUGCGGGCAGGAAGGCCACUGGUCCAAAGAGUGCCCACUGGACCAGAACGGCUCCUACUGUGAGGGCCAGGGCUCAGAGGGAUAUGGCGCUCCCCGGUUCGGUGCGAAUGGCGGUGGUGGUCGCGGUUUCCAACAGGGCUUCAAUGGCGAACCGAGCUUUGGCAGCAACUAUGGGCCUGUACAAGGUUUCUCCCGUGGUGCUGGUUAUGGGGGUCCUGGGUAUGGCAGGGGCAUGGGCACGAGCACAAGCACAGGCAUGGGCUAUAAUGGUGCGAUGAGUUUCGGUGUUGCGGCGGGAUACGGCAUGGGCGCGACAUACGGCAGCGAGGUGGCAUACAGCAGUGGUGUCGGCUACGGCAGCGCGGUGCCCGGGUUCCCUGCGCGGCGAGCGUCCUAUGAUGAACGGGAUCCGUACGGGGUGGUGGACUACUACGAAAAAUAUCGUGCGCGUCCCUAUGGAGGCAGUUAUUUUGAUGACAGACAAGCUGUCCCGCUUCCUGGCCCUCCUCCUCCUCCUCCCCCUGCGUCCUCGGCCAUAAGCACAGAGCGCAUGCCCUCGUCUAGCCUUGACCUCUAUGACCGAAACCCCCUCACUCCUCCUCAGGCUCCGGGUUCUUCGUACUACGGCCGUGAUAGGAGCCCAAUUCGAAGGCUCCCUCUCGAGGUGGAAGGAUACGCGUAUGAUCGUGCGCAUGUCGCCCCCAUCUCUUCGAUUCCUCGGAGCUCUGCGUUUGACAUGCCGCGGGAUCCUUACGCCGACCGGGCACGCUACGCAUAUUAAGCGAACAUCUGUGCGCGAUUCAUACGUGUGCACAACAGACUAUACAGUGGAUGUUGAUAAAGCUAGUGAUGUUUCUGAUCACGUGUGUAGCGUUCUGUAUUGAGUAGUAGUCAUGCUAUCAUGUGAAAUAUUCUGUGGUCAAUUUUUUUUUUUUUUAAUUGUUUAAGCUUACUCACAUGGUGCAGUCAUAAUCCUAGCAGGAAAUCCUUGAUUGCUCUAAUGAUUAACUGGCUGUGUUGUGAUGACACUUGUUCUUUUGCAGGUAUUCUUCAAUCAUGCCUCCACAGACAGUCAUUCAGACAUCACUUUUAACCUUACAGUGAAUAUGGUGCUGAAGUGUGGUGGAGCAGAUUAGGUGCUUUUAUUCUAGUAGUUGUAUGUUAUAUUGAGUAUUACUCGUAGGUGUUAUCAGAGUAGCGUUUCACUAACAUUUUCAGCCUGGUUUUAGUUAGCUUUUGUUUUGUUUAGUUUAUUUCCGAAGGCGAUAACACGAUACCUAAAUUCAUACUGAAUCCUGCUUGAGUCGAUGGGACGAUUACACGUGGAGUUCUGUCAACUGUUACAUGUACUGUGAGGAAUGUACAAAUCUAACGAAGGAAUAAUAUCAAUUAUUCUGUCCACAUUCACUGAAUUUGAGAAAUCGCGCACUCUGAUUGAUUGGCUACUCUACUAUUAGGAUAUCAGCUCAUGUACUGUGAGUAGAGAAAAACAAAAUGGCGGCGCGUGUUGAUGAACCAGCCAAGGACGGAAUAAAAACUCUACUCGAAAACAAACCCCAAAAAAUACAAAAAAAAGCAACAAAAUAUGGAAUAAAAGUAUUUGAUGGUAAGAACGUAUCUUUUUUUUUUCCCCAAGAAUUAUCGCAUUUUCACAAAUUGCUCCUGUCAUUUUGCCAGUUUGUUUACAUUCUAAGUGGAAAUUAUUUUGUCAAAUGUUUUGUAAAAAGUUUUUGUUUAUCGAAUUUGCAAAAAAAUAAAAAUGAUCUGUUUCUCAAAAUCCAGUGAAUGUGGAUAGAAUAAAACGGUUAUUCCACUUAAUCUAGUCGUACAUGGUACGAUGCGCCUCGUCGGCUAUCGGCUCAUAUACAACUCGGUUUCGUGGAAUAACUGUUAAUAAUCCAAAACUGGGCAGGUUUCAAAUCUUAUUUUCCUUUUGAUGUUGCAUGGUUUUCAAUGUAGAUGCUGACUAAUCUACUUAAAUUGUCAUCUUAAAUCAAAAUCGGAGCAAAUAAAUGCGUAGUGUAGAGAAUAUAUCUGCUUAAGCCAGGUUUAUAGCAAUUUUAGACUUGUAGAUUUUGAAAUAAACCAGUAAACAUCAGCUUUCGUAUGAAAAGUCUGAUUGAUCAGCAGUCAUACGUUCCGUUGUGAUUUCUUUGUGUUAAAACUGAUUGUGAUUUAUUUCCGUCUGAAUCUCAAUCCACGCUUUCCAAAAAAAAGAUGGGUUUGAGUGCUUGUUCAGAAUGCAGUGAUUUAUUUUGUGAUCUCUGUUCCUUCCGAAUCAGUUCACCUCUGUGCUUCUACAAUUUUCAGCAUGAAUAGUUGUCCCGAAGGCCAAACUCUAAAGACGUUCACACAAAUGGAUACGAAAUAUAGCUGUCUGUUUGACGAUGGUAAAUUUAUAAACCCCUUGUUAAAUUUAUAGAUCUGCACUACAUAAAAUUUGACCACUGCAUAGUGUGGUGUGUUGUUUAUAAUCAAGUGAAGCAAUUUCUUGUCAUAAAAUGAUCCCAUUGGAAAGGCCAUAGAAAGCAGAAGCACUGACGAUUGAACUUAUCCUUGUAAUAUCCUCAAAUUGUAUGACAACUUAUUCCUUAAUAAAGGCAGAGAAAGCA
Messenger RNA from Neoarius graeffei (lesser salmon catfish), 3317 nucleotides. Its product is annotated as RNA-binding protein 4.1-like. The coding region runs from base 215 to 1486 and encodes 423 amino acids. The record is from RefSeq and is a predicted model, not a curated record. NCBI's taxonomy places the organism in Eukaryota, Metazoa, Chordata, Actinopteri, Siluriformes, Ariidae. The transcript is spliced from 3 exons. Gene Ontology annotation, molecular function: mRNA binding; zinc ion binding. Gene Ontology annotation, cellular component: cytosol.